AUGGCUUCCGUCAACCCGUUUAAGCUUCCAUCAAGUCCAGCAAUGGUCGAGGCAUUGAUGAGCAAGCAAACCAAAUCUGGGAAACGUGAUAUGGCAUCUAAAAAGGAGACGCAGAGAAAGAAUUUCAAGAGGUUGCUGAUGGAGGAGACUCAGGACGCGUCGCUGUUGAAAAAGAUACAGGCUAGAGGCAUAGAUGAGAUUGCAUUAGAACGAAAGGGACCUGUUGAUGGCCAAUUUGGAAAAGAAUCUUUACGAGACUUUAUCGCCAAGAAGAGGGAAAUGUUUCUGGUUCAAUACGCACUGGGUGUCAAGAGAGAAGAAAUGAGAAAGCUGGAAGAGAUGGCUCAAUCUGAAGAAGAAAAGCUCAUGGAUGACGAGAAGGCAUUGGAAGAAGAUGCUGCCAAGUUUGACGCAUUCCUGAAGGAAAACGACAAGAACUCUGUUGAGGCUAUCAAGAGGGCUGAAGUCGAAACCAAGGCCAAGCUCGAAAAGAUACAAGAAAUCAAGAAACUGAAUGUUCAAAUAAUGAGCAUACGGAGCGAAAUGUCCAAGAAUGAAGAUCAACUCAAGGAUUUACAACGAUACAAGCAAUUUCUGGAUCAGCUCACACCAAAGGACUUUAGUGGUGAUUCCAAGACCAAAUCUCCCAAGAAUACUGAUGGCUCAAUUAGUGCAGGAGGAGAGGCUGCUGAUGAAGCUGUCGAUGACAGCACACAGUUGGAAGAAGACGAAGCACCACUCUACUUUGAGACACCCCAACAAUUGUUGGACAUUUUCGCUGAAUUGGAAGAAAACAAUUUAGCUCUAAUCCAAAACUGUCAAGAGACAGAAGAGACACUGGAAGACCUCAAGAGGAAGAUAUCUGAAACGGAAGGUCGAAUGGAGGACGAAACGCAGAGUCUGAAACAACAAAUACGCCUACUCGAAGAAUCCAUUGAAAAGGAAGAAGAAAAAGCCCGUGUGCUUGAAGAGCGAUCAAAAAUGUUUUCAAUCGGUGGAGUUGGUGGCGAAUCUCAAGACAAGAUUUUGGAUGAACUAAACCACAAAGUCAAGGAAGUGUAUAAGAAAUGUGUUGGUGACGGUGACUCGAAUCUGGGCACCUUACAAAUGUUGACCAAUAUCGAAAACAAGUUGGAGUACCUGUUUGAGACCAUUGAAAUGAUGCCACCAGACAAGGUUGAGCAAGCUGAGAAGAUCAAGGAAAAGGAACGACGACAAAGGCUUCGUGAGGAGAAGAUGGAAGCUCAACGAGCUUUACAAGAAGAAAGAGUGCAAAAAGCACUGGAACGUGCUCAAGCUCCCGUUCAGAAGAAGACUGCUAAACAGGUAAUGUUCCGAUCAGCGCCUCCUCAACGGAAGAAGAAGAGGGAGUUACAAACCAAGAAGCAAGAAGAAGAAGACGAAGAGUACUUUUGGAGUUGA
Molecule: messenger RNA, 1422 nt
Organism: Synchytrium microbalum
Lineage: Eukaryota; Fungi; Chytridiomycota; Chytridiomycetes; Synchytriales; Synchytriaceae
Exons: 10
Coding region: 1-1422 (473 amino acids)
Source: RefSeq, a predicted model, not a curated record